GGGGGGGGGAGGAGUAGGUCUGCAUGGUGAUGUCUGAUAGCUCAAUGUUGUUGGAGUCAUUUAAUUAAAUAGAAUAACUAAAACUGAUUGGGAUUUUCACUAGUAGACAAAAGUACGAUGCAAAUGAUCAAAAAUGAGAAAAUUUCUGUUCUACGGGGGGGGGAGGGGGCAUUUAAAUAUUAAAAGGGGAUGAUAUCGUGAUUGCAAUCCUGAAAUAUAUACCGUACAUACUAAAUAAAUGCAAAUAAACUAACCAAGCUGUUUUCUAUACUUGUCAAUAUUUGUAUGUCCAUAACUGUUAUCUUUUCUGCCCAUUACUUUGAAAAUAUUUGAUCGAAUCAACAACGAAAUGUCUUAUGAUGUGGCAAUUAAAACAAUUUUUGUUUUCCUCGAGUCGGAACGUGUCGUGAAGCCUUGUAGUGUAUGGAAAAUAAGGAAACUUUUAACCCGAGUCGGAAAUACUCGUGAUACUCUCGUUACCCGAGCGUUGAUACGAUCGCUUUUUGGGAUAUUGAAAUUCUAAAAAUUGCAAAGAUGUUUGCAUGGACCACUGGAUUUAGACAUUGAGCUCUAGACUUUGAGGUCUGGGGGUCAGCCUCCAGACUUUGAUGGUCAUUCUACAAAUGGAAACAAUUGAAAAUAAUAACCAGCACACUGUAUUAUAUGAAAUUCUAAUGUGUGAAUAUGCUGCUUCUAACAGAAUGGAAGACAUGUUAGCAGGUAUUAAAUGUUCUGGCCCUUUAAAACAAAAAAGUCUGUAGGCACAGCGUAUUAACCGUGCCACACCAUGAUUUGUCAUCAAAUUGCUGACGCCCCAUGGUCUUAGCCAUUGUGCUUGUGAGUCUUGUGAGAGCCAUUCACCCUCUGGGCGUCCGCCAUUUUGAAUGUUAUCAAGGGGAUGAAUAGGCGUGCUGGCUAGGACCAUGGUGCUGGCUAGGACCAUGGUGCUGGCUAGGACCAUGGUGCUGGCUAGGACCAUGGGGUCAGCAUUUCGAUGACAAAUUACAGUUACAUCGAAAUCGUAGGAAAAACCAGGAAGUUGAUCUUCUGUUUAUUUCUAUUCUGUGCUGUAGGCCUCAGGCCUGCAUGGUCUUUAAUUGGCCAACAUGUAGGUUCGAAAACCUUUUAACCUAUAUAGGGAUGCCUUACGGCCUACAGAGCUCUUUAGGUGCCUAUAUGCUUCUAUUAAGGGAAUUGAAACAUUCCCUAUAGGCACCGGUAGGCCACCUAUAGAGUUUUUUCCUUAGGGUUGGUAUUUUGAAACAUGUGACUUUCGAGACUUGUGAGCUGGCUUUUAUCGUAAAACCAUACUGCCCCUUGCCCUGUUCAAAUUUAGCUGGUAGGCAAAUUCUGAUUAGUCCAUUGAGUUGCAUUGCCUCCCAUUGGGUGAACAAUUAAGACAAGCGGUUCAUUAACUUCUUACGGAAGUGAUGCUUGCCAUAUAAUAAAUGGUUCAUAAUGCAUGUUUUUCACUUAUAUUGGCCCAUGUUUCUACUGUCUCGGUAGAUAACUAACUCAGCCCAAUCCAAUGCAUCAUUGGCUGUACUGUUUGACAUAUUAUGGAACCUAAGAUUUUACAAAAGGCAGCACCAAACCCAAUGGCGGAAAUCUUGGUGGGGCGGGGGGUGGCUGCCCCCCCCCCCGAGGAAAAUUGGCGAAUUUUCCGAGUACGACGAGGGCUAAAAGCAGUCUUUUCGAGUGCAAAUGGGAGGGGGGGUACGUCGGAAAUUUGAAAGUUUUGUCGGGAAUUUAGAAGGCUUUGCCCCCCCCCCCCCACCGGAAAAAGUGAAUUUCCACCACUGACCAAACCGAUACAGCCAUUUGCAGUUGAGCUUGUAACUUGUGUUGUAAAUGCUUUGAAAUGUGUAUUGUUUAUUUACUUUGCCCCUCAAAAUUUGCAAAGAUAGAAUGCAGUCAUGGCUUAAUUGUUAGAUAAUUAAUCAUAGGGCUGAGUUGGUUUACAAGCAAGCCGAGUUGGUCCUUGAACAGUGGGCCGAAUUGGUUAGUGGGCCGAGUUGACUGUAAUGCUAACAUGUUUUUGGUUCUCUGCACAUCCAUAAUUUAUUCCGAUUUCCCAUUUGACGUAAACAGUUUUCUUGGUUUUAAAGGAUUAUUGGAGGACAAGGAUGUAUCUGAAAUGGAAUGUUCACAAGUGCCGAUGUUGUGUGCUACACUGUCGUCCAUUAUCAAAAACAGAGAGACAGAACACUUUGAUAAAGCCGUCAAUAUCCUUUGGGAGUUAUACGAAGUUGUCCCAAACUAUCCAUUGGAAAUGUUUGCAAAUUUGACAAUUGACAUUCUCAUUUGUGUAUGUUGCUUAAAUGUUAUGGUGUAAACAAUAUUUUGUAUAAAAAUAAGGAACAAUCAGGCAAAGCUUUGCAGUUAUGUCAAUAAAAUGUUGAUUGUCUGAGACAUUUUUAACAACACUUUUUGUUGCAGUUAAAAUCAAAACAGAAGUUUUAAUUUGAUGAUUGUCUUUUAUACAGAGGAUAUUAAUGGAUUUGACAAAUUUGGAUACUGUUGAAAAUGCACAGUUAGUGAAUGACAUCUUGGGAUCAUUUAGGAUACCUGCAGAUAUAAAACUGGUAUGUUUUACCUUUUAACAAUGAAUAUGAAUUUUUUAAAAUUUUCUUUUGAGCAUAACAGUAGUGCAAUUAACUAAUACAGUCAGAAUUUUCCAUUGUCUUUUCAUUGUUUUGAAAAUCUUGCUGUUUUCCAUGCCAUCCAGUCAUGAUCCAGUGAUCAGAAUGUUCCAUUGUGUUUUCAUUGUUUUGAAAAUCCUGCUAUUCUCCAUGCCAUCCAGUCAUGAUCCAGUGAUCAGAAUGUUCCAUUG
This is a messenger RNA of Paramuricea clavata, 2833 nucleotides long. The record is from the annotation of a GenBank genome assembly. NCBI's taxonomy places the organism in Eukaryota, Metazoa, Cnidaria, Anthozoa, Malacalcyonacea, Plexauridae.